AUGAAGCAAUGUGCUUAUGUUGCCCUGGGAAGCAACCUAGGCGAUCGUGUGGCCAUGAUCGAGCAAGCAUGUAACGAGAUGGACCAGACCGGAAAAAUCAGGGUUCUACGGACGAGCAGUCUGUGGGAGACCAAGGCCAUGUAUGUUUUGGAUCAGGACAAGUUCGUCAACGGCGUUUGCGAGGUUGAAACCUCGUUAUCCCCCAUCGAGCUUCUAGAUGAGCUACAGGGGAUAGAAAACAAGAUGGGUAGAGUGAAAGUCGUCGACAAAGGACCGCGGAACAUUGAUUUGGACAUUGUGCUCUAUGGCAACGAAACCUUCAUGAACGACAGGCUGCAGAUACCCCACAAACUUAUGCUGGAGCGCGACUUUGUUCUGCGGCCGUUAUGCGAAUUAAUACCUCACCACGGCCUUCCCCCACACGUCGAUCUCCCGGCGGGCUCGUUCCAAUACCAGCUUUCCCACCUACCCAAGUCUCCCGAUCCUCUCUCUCCUCUAACACCUUUGGCUCCAAAUGUUGCACAUAUCGCUUCGCAGCAUGCUCAACGCAAAACACGCGUCAUGUCCAUUCUCAAUGUCACACCAGACUCCUUCUCGGAUGGCGGCAAACAUUUCAACAUGUCCUCUUCGCAACUCGGUGACGCCAUUCGCUCUCAUAUAGCCAAUGGAGCCACGAUCCUUGAUCUGGGAGGGCAAUCCACACGACCUGGCGCGCCCCAAGUUUCUUCUAACGAAGAGCUCCAGAGGGUACUACCAGCUAUCGAGGCCAUUAAAAACACCCCCGAGGCCAAUCAUGUGGCCAUCAGUGUAGACACCUACCGUGCCGAUGUCGCCGAAGCCGCCAUCAAGGCAGGCGCACACAUCGUGAACGAUGUUUCUGCCGGAUUACUAGAUGAUAAUAUGCUAUCCACGGUUGCACGACUAGGCGUCACGAUCUGCCUCAUGCAUAUGCGCGGCACACCCGAGACAAUGAACAGAUUCACCACCUACCCCGACGGCGUCAUCACAGGUGUAGCAGUCGAUCUUCUCGAGCGUGUAAGGGCUGCGGAGGAGGCGGGCAUACGGCGGUGGCGCAUCAUUUUGGAUCCUGGUAUCGGUUUUGCGAAAAAUCAGGAGCAGAAUUUAGAGUUGCUUAGAGGACUCGAUAAGCUCAGGAGAUGGCCAGGACUAGAAGGGUUCCCUUGGCUAAUAGGAGCGAGUAGGAAGAAGUUCGUAGGGAGCAUUACGGGGGUGAAAGAGGCGAAGGAAAGGAUAUGGGGAACCGCUUCUGCGGUUACGGCUGCGGUACAGGGCGGUGCUGAUGUUGUGCGUGUGCAUGACGUGAAGGAGAUGACACAGGUGGUCAAGAUGGCGGACGCAAUUUGGCGGUAUUGA
Molecule: messenger RNA, 1374 nt
Organism: Didymosphaeria variabile
Lineage: Eukaryota; Fungi; Ascomycota; Dothideomycetes; Pleosporales; Didymosphaeriaceae
Gene: FOL1
Product: trifunctional dihydropteroate synthetase
Exons: 3
Coding region: 1-1374 (457 amino acids)
Biological process (GO): tetrahydrofolate biosynthetic process
Cellular component (GO): mitochondrial envelope
Molecular function (GO): 2-amino-4-hydroxy-6-hydroxymethyldihydropteridine diphosphokinase activity; dihydropteroate synthase activity
Source: RefSeq, a predicted model, not a curated record